AUGGGCAGUGCUUGGACAAACUACAAUUUUGAAGAGGUUAAGUCUCAUUUUGGGUUCAAAAAAUAUGUUGUAUCAUCUUUAGUACUAGUGUAUGGACUAAUUAAGGUUCUCACGUGGAUCUUCCGUCAAUGGGUGUAUUCCAGCUUGAAUCCGUUCUCCAAAAAAUCUUCAUUACUGAACAGAGCAGUUGCCUCCUGUGGUGAGAAGAAUGUGAAAGUUUUUGGUUUUUUUCAUCCGUAUUGUAAUGCUGGUGGUGGUGGGGAAAAAGUGCUCUGGAAAGCUGUAGAUAUCACUUUGAGAAAAGAUGCUAAGAACGUUAUUGUCAUUUAUUCAGGGGAUUUUGUGAAUGGAGAGAAUGUUACUCCGGAGAAUAUUCUAAAUAAUGUGAAAGCGAAGUUCGAUUACGACUUGGAUUCGGAUAGAAUAUUUUUCAUUUCAUUGAAGCUAAGAUACUUGGUGGAUUCUUCAACAUGGAAGCAUUUCACGUUGAUUGGACAAGCAAUUGGAUCAAUGAUUCUCGCAUUUGAAUCCAUUAUUCAGUGUCCACCUGAUAUAUGGAUUGAUACAAUGGGGUACCCUUUCAGCUAUCCUAUUAUUGCUAGGUUUUUGAGGAGAAUUCCUAUCGUCACAUAUACGCAUUAUCCGAUAAUGUCAAAAGACAUGUUAAAUAAGCUGUUCAAAAUGCCCAAGAAGGGUAUCAAAGUUUACGGUAAAAUAUUAUACUGGAAAGUUUUUAUGUUAAUUUAUCAAUCCAUUGGUUCUAAAAUUGAUAUUGUAAUCACAAACUCAACAUGGACAAAUAACCACAUAAAGCAAAUUUGGCAAUCCAAUACGUGUAAAAUUAUAUAUCCUCCAUGCUCUACUGAGAAAUUAGUAGAUUGGAAGCAAAAGUUUGGUACUGCAAAGGGUGAGAGAUUAAAUCAAGCAAUUGUGUUGGCACAAUUUCGUCCUGAGAAACGUCAUAAGUUAAUCAUUGAGUCCUUUGCAACUUUCUUGAAAAAUUUACCGGAUUCUGUAUCGCCAAUUAAAUUGAUAAUGGCGGGGUCCACUAGAUCCAAGCAAGAUGAAAAUUAUGUUAAAAGUUUACAAGACUGGUCAGAAAAUGUAUUAAAAAUUCCUAAACAUUUGAUAUCAUUCGAAAAAAAUCUGCCCUUCGAUAAGAUUGAAAUAUUACUAAACAAAUCUACUUUCGGUGUUAAUGCCAUGUGGAAUGAGCACUUUGGAAUUGCAGUUGUAGAGUAUAUGGCUUCCGGUUUGAUCCCCAUAGUUCAUGCCUCGGCGGGCCCAUUGUUAGAUAUAGUUACUCCAUGGGAUGCCAACGGGAAUAUCGGAAAAGCUCCACCACAAUGGGAGUUACAAAAGAAAUAUUUUGCAAAACUCGAAGAUGAUGGUGAAACUACUGGAUUUUUCUUUAAAGAGCCGAGUGAUCCUGAUUAUAACACAACCAAAGAUCCUCUGAGAUACCCUAAUUUGUCCGACCUUUUCUUACAAAUUACGAAACUGGACUAUGACUGCCUAAGGGUGAUGGGCGCAAGAAACCAGCAGUAUUCAUUGUAUAAAUUCUCUGAUUUGAAGUUUGAUAAAGAUUGGGAAAACUUUGUACUGAAUCCUAUUUGUAAAUUAUUAGAAGAGGAGGAAAGGGGCUGA
This is a messenger RNA of Saccharomyces cerevisiae S288C, 1647 nucleotides long. RefSeq names its product alpha-1,2-mannosyltransferase ALG11 (gene ALG11). The transcript has a single exon. Gene Ontology annotation, molecular function: glycosyltransferase activity; GDP-Man:Man(3)GlcNAc(2)-PP-Dol alpha-1,2-mannosyltransferase activity. Gene Ontology annotation, cellular component: endoplasmic reticulum membrane. Bases 1 to 1647 code for a protein of 548 amino acids. The record is from RefSeq and is marked reviewed. NCBI's taxonomy places the organism in Eukaryota, Fungi, Ascomycota, Saccharomycetes, Saccharomycetales, Saccharomycetaceae.